This is a messenger RNA of Columba livia (rock pigeon), 15763 nucleotides long. RefSeq names its product sorting nexin 19 (gene SNX19). The coding region runs from base 428 to 3223 and encodes 931 amino acids. The record is from RefSeq and is a predicted model, not a curated record. Gene Ontology annotation, molecular function: phosphatidylinositol binding. The transcript has 21 exons. NCBI's taxonomy places the organism in Eukaryota, Metazoa, Chordata, Aves, Columbiformes, Columbidae. Gene Ontology annotation, cellular component: intracellular membrane-bounded organelle.
GACAGGAAGUGGUGCCGGAAAUGAUGGCCGGUGGUAUGGCGGCUCGGCCGCAGCGGUGAGUCCGCUCGGGCGGGUCUCGUUGUAACGGUACCGGCUGCUUAUGGCCCCGGUGUCCCGCGGCAGCGUGAGGUUUGGGGGCUGUAGAGGCGCCCUGCUGCGGUCGGGCUGGCCCCGGUGCGGGACCGUGGUUGGUUGGACCUUGACGAGCGUCAGUGCCCAGUGAGGGGCCUGGUCGGUUGGGCCCCGGUGAAGGGGCCCGGUUUGUUGGGCCCUGACGAGCCCCAGCGCCUGCUGAGGAGCCCGGUGUGUUGCGCUCUGGUGCCCCUGGUCGGUUGAGCCCUGACAAGCCUCGGUGUCCGGUGAGGAGGAGCUUGUUCGGUUGAGCCUUGACACCCUUCCCCAGGGUAGCCCCCUGCCCAGCCCCGCCAUGCCCGCCCAGGGGCCCUCAGGGCUCCGCCGGGCUCUGCUGGCGCUGGUGGCCGCGCUGGCCUGGCUGCUGGCCCUGCAGCUGCUGCUUGAUCUGCGGGCGCUGGGGCUGCUCUUUGGGACGCUGGCGGUGCUGGGGGGCUGGCUGGGCCCCCGGGCUCUCAGCCCCCACGGCCGGCGGCUGAGGCUGGAGCAUUUUGUCAGCUCCCUGCACCCCCCGCCUCCCUGCCCAGGGGCUGAGGGGCGGCUGGAGAGGGAGAUCACCAGCACUGUCCGCAAAGUGGUGCGGGACUUCGUCGCCUCUUGGUACCGCACGGUCAGCAGCGAGCCGGCGUUCGAGGCCGAGGUGGAGAAGGCGAUGAUGGGCCUGGCCACCGAGCUGAGGCGGCGUAUGGGGCAGGUGGACCGCCAAGCUCUGGCCCGUCGCCUCCUCCUCCUCUGCGGCCAUCAUUUGCAGAGCUACCUGCAGGCCCGUGAGGCCCUGGGGACCGACCCGAACGGCAGCCAGACUCUGUGGCAGGAGUACAGCCGGCUGACGGGGCCGCACCCUGCGCUGCACAGCCCCACAGCAGAGGUGAGCUAUGCCCGGGCCGCUGUGGAGGAGCUGCUGCAGGCGCUGGUGCCCUGGCCCCACCUGGAGACGCGGACGGGCCGUUUCGUGGUGGUAGAGCUGGUCACCUGCAACGUGUUGCUGCCAGCCAUCAGGAAGAUGGCCGAUCCUGACUGGAUCAAUCUCUUGCUCAUUGGGGCUUUCUCCAAAAAGCCCUGGGAGGAGGAGCCACCCUCUGUGAGCCCAGUGCCUGAUUUCUUGCCCUUGGUGCAAACAGAUGCCAGCCCUGCUGGGCUGCCCCUCUCCCCGAGGGCUGCGGACGUGUCUGGGCGAGAGGCAGCAUCUUCUGGUGAGGGAGGAAAGGAGCUAGCAAGCGGACCAUGCCGCAUAGAGGAGCCCGUUAUCCACCCACAAGCCCUGGGCUCCCUAUUCCCCUGUGAAGGUUUGGAGCUGGAGUCCCCCAUGCCUGAUGUGGGCCAGGACACGGAUCUGCUGGCACCAUCGCCUGCAGGGGAGUUCCUUGAUGAACCCCUCCAGGACACCUCUGCUGCGCUGGAGAGACCAGCUGCCUCGGAGGACGGUGCAGGAGACCUGGAGGAGGACACUGCCGCCAGCUCGGACACUGGCCUGCUUCCCACAUCGGUGCUGAGCUCCUGCCCUGACAUCCAGAUCGACCCAGCAGUGGAGAAGGAAGAGGAAAGCCCGACUCUCCCCAAAAAAUCCUCUUCGCAGAGGCCCUCCAGUUUGGGGAAAGAUCUGGGGACAGCAGAGGGUCCCCCACAAAGCCCCCCAGACCAGGGGCAGACUCUGCUCUCAUCUUCCCCGACGGCUUCCAUCAGUACCUUCAGCUUUGAGCCCCUCAGCAGCCCUGACGGGCCAGUCGUCAUCCAGAACCUGCGGAUAACUGGGACCAUCACUGCUCGAGAGCACAGCGGGACCGGCUUCCACCCCUACACUCUAUACACCGUCAAGUACGAGACGGCCCUGGAGAGUGAGAGCGCGGGCAGCCUUCAGCAAAUGGCUUACCACACUGUGAACCGCCGCUACCGGGAGUUCCUCAACCUCCAGACCAGGCUGGAGGAGAAACCGGAGCUCCGCAAGUUCCUGAAAAAUAUCAAAGGCCCAAAGAAACUGUUCCCUGACCUCCCGUUUGGAAACAUGGACAGCGAUAAAGUGGAAGCCAGAAAAAGUCUGCUGGAAUCUUUCUUGAAGCAAUUGUGUGCGGUCCCCGAGAUUGCAAACAGUGAGGAGAUGCAGGAGUUCCUCGCCCUGAACACUGACGCCAGGAUCGCGUUCGUCAAGAAGCCCUUCAUUGUGUCCAGGAUAGACAAGAUCGUUGUCAAUGCUAUCGUGGACACCCUGAAGACGGCAUUUCCCAGAUCAGAGCCCCAGAGCCCCACGGAGGAUCUCAGCGAGUCUGAAGUGGAUGGGAAACCUCAGACAGAUGGGAAGAGGUCCAACAAGUCCAGGCUGAGGUUCUCAUCCAGCAAAAUCGCUCCAGUGCUGAGUGUGAGCGAAGCGCAUGACAAGAUCGUCUACUCCAUCAGAGAGAGCAGCGCCGUGUCUGGCACCCUGUCACUGGCCGCUAUGGAGUCCUUCAUCCAGAAACAGGAGAAGCUGCUGGAAUCGCUCACCAGCAAAGCUCCCGAGGGUGGGGGAAGCAGAGACAGCUCCAUGCAGGAGGAUAUGGACGGGCUGGACACGUCGGAGCAGGAAAUGCAUCCGGACACAGACUCUGACUCCGAGACAGCCUUGGCUGACUUGGCCCUGGACGUGCUUCGCCUGUUGCUGAUGGACCACUGGGGCUGGCUGUGCACGGAGAACAUCCAGAAGAUCUUUCACCUGCUCUUUGGGACCCUCAUUCAAAGGUGGCUGGAAGUCCAGGUGGUUAACCUGACCUGCACCCAGCGCUGGGUCCAGUACCUCCAGUUGCUGCAGGAAUCCAUCUGGCCAGGAGGAGUUUUACCAGCAGCGCCUAAACCAGCCAGGACAGAGGAACAGAAGAAAGCAACAGCAGAGCAGGCCCUGCAGAGCCUGAUGGGGAUCUUGCCUAAUGUGAUCCAAGAAAUCCUGGGAACCAGCCAGUGUCAGAUGAGCUGGAACCUGGUGCUGGAGUCCCUGGGCCAUCCAGCGAUAAACAGGGAGCAAAACAGAGGAAGUGAUUUAGACACCCGAGCUACCCAGCGUCACCACAAGUGCAGCGGGAGAUCUGGGACAGCACUCCGACAAGGCUGGUCUUUACUGUAACAGUCGGAUCAUCCUGAGCUACCAUGUGGCAGUUCAGCGCAGCAGAGAAAGUCGUGUCUGGAUCUGAGUCUUUGCUUGUAUGAUAAGCUGCAGAUCCCAGCGCUCGCUCUGUGCUCACGUGUUGACCCGCACAAUGGGUGUCGGAGAACCUGCGAUGGAGACACUUCCCUGACUUGCAGAGCUUGUGUUGGAAGCCCAGCAGAGCAUUUCUUGUGUUCUUUCCCAUAGAACAGAAUUUGCUUUUAUGCUCUUUUGCCCCAUUAAUGGAUGAGCAGGUUAAAAUCUGUGUGUACUAUGAUUUUAGAGCUGUCGCCUGAAGCUGCUCUUGCAGAUUCUGAGGCUGAAGUCAGUGAUGCUAAAGGGGAGUUGGGUUCUUUACCACAUCUUUAAGUCCUCACCAGCACUAUCUGUGCAGAAAUGUCUUUCUUUUACUUCUUAUAAGCAGAAGUUGCCUUCCUUAUUCUUUUAUUUUCACAAUUCUUAAGUUGGAUAUUGUGAUUUACAGUCAGAAGCUGAUAACUUUGGUGCCAAAGCUAAUGUAAAAUCCUUAACAAAACAGAGGUAAUUGAGGUUUUUGUCCCUGUGAUGUGGAAGUGAAGAAAUUCAGGAUGCUGCAGAACUUGAUCAGAUAGGGAAAUCAGCUCUCCCCAGCUCAUUUCACCAUCCCGUGCUUCCUUUGUGAGUCCAAAUCCAGCACCUUUCACCAACAAUAAAAAUCACACAUUUUUUUCUGCUUUAGUUUUGUUGAAGGAAUAAAAAAAAAAAGGAAACUCUUCCUGGCAAAACCCACCAGUUGUCCUGCAAUAGCAUUUCAUUGUGAAACAGCUUUUCCCCAUCAGAGCUUGUGCCCCAUGUGCCAUUUUUGGCUGGAAUCGCCUGUACGUAGAUGCCAAAUGGUGAUUUUGCAUGGGCUCUGGACACCAUCAAAGCUCAGAGGCUGUGUUACCACCCUCCACAGCCAGAGCAGGGAGGGUACAAAAUCAGGAAGGGUCAAAAUGAGACCUGUGUGAUGAAGUGCAGGUCUGAAGAACCUCUGAGGUUUCAACUAGAGUCCUUUUCAGCUUGAAAUUUGCUUUUUCCUGGCUCUGACUGGCCCUUUGGUGAAGCUGUGAUUGCGGCUGGAAGGCUGGACUUGCACUGGAGUGUUUGGGGGGAUUGGGGGGGAUUUUUUAAUGUUCUAUUAACAGAUUAACAGUUUGGGAAAGCGUCAGAACUUGUUUGAUGGUGUCACAGUGCAGGAAAACAUGGUUUAGUCAGGCAGCUUGGAUUAUAAAACUCCUUGCAUUUCUAUUUCACCUCAAUAGAAAAGGUCAAAUGUUCUGCUCAAGCAGAAAAACCUGUGUACAUGUUUAAUUCUGUACUUUAACAUGACUUAACACUUCUAUGCACUGAGCUCUGAACUUGUAAGCCUAUGCUCAUCAGUGUGCCUCAGUUUCCCCACUCAGUAGAUGCCAAUACUAAUAGCUGCUCCCCAAGCUAAUCAGCAGAUCUCAUUGUGUAUUUUUCAUGCUUUGCCUAAUGCAAUUACACACUCUUAAGCCUAGAGCAGCGCUGCCUUGAGGUUGCAAAUUAACGAAGGGAUGGUUACAUGUACCUGGUGUUUUGCAACCCCUAUUGCUGCAGAUGUGGCCAUUUGAAUAUUACAAAAAGCUCUUGCAUAAUCUUCAGAAAAUCCUUUUGGACCCCAAGUGCCUCUGUCCCCCUCCCUGUCAAAGAAAUAAGAGCCUUUGUUAGAGCGAGGGCUGUUGUGUGGGGAAAGAGGCUGUUUUGUUACCAUGUGGACCGUGGACCCGGCUGGUUUGUGAUGACAACGCAGCGAGGACCCUCGUGGGCUUUUCCCGCCUUGCGCUGGCACCGGCUCGGUCCGAGGAGCAAAACCAUGUGUUUGUGUUUCUGCUCUGUAAACGGAGCAGAUCUGACUCACCAGAAACACGCGGGGCAGAUGUUUGCGGUAACGAGGUGUCAUUUUUAUGCAGUUACUUUUCUGAACGCGGCCGCGUUUUCAGGCUACUUUGCAUGCCUGAGGAGUGCUUGUGCUGAAAUUGGGGGAAAACUCGGAGGCCGGAGUGGUCUAGAGCAAAGUUUGAAAAGCACCGGGUGAAUUGGGAGCCCACACUUAGAUUUAAGCUCGGCUUUGGGGAUUUGGGGCAGCACAUGCUGUGCUGGCACUCGGUGGGCGGUAGAUGAUAGAUACCGGGCUAUUUUAAAAAUGAUAUCUCUGGUCCAGUGUGAUCUAUUUAUAUAGGCAGAGGACUUACAGAUAGGAGUUCUUAUGCACAUACCUCGCAAUGUUGCAGAUGUAUUGGAGAAGUGUAAAAACAAACCAAAACAACAAACCAAAACCGCAAACCAAGCUAAAAAUAAAAAAUGAAAUCAAGCCAAACCUCUUUAAGGAGUUCAGAGCACAAGUCCCAGGGGUGCUUUUGACCAUCUCGCCAAUGCAAUAUACAUUUUACAGCCCUCUUAAAACGUGGGUAGUAUAAUUGAGGUCUGUAUGUGUUUGUAUUAGGAGCAGGGCUGGUGGAUUAACCCUUGCAGCCAGCUCUUGGCCACCUUUCCUCUUGCUUGUGACACAUCCAGAUGUCAGACUUCCCAUGGCCAUUCAUGGUUUCCAUGAGCAGUCUGCAAAUAGCCCUAUUGGACCUUUUGAGAAGUUUUUCUCCUAGCUAGCACAAUAACGAUGCUGUAAUAAUGCGUUUAUACCCGAGCUUUAGUAAUUACAACUCCAGGACUCUAGCAUUAAUUUUAAAGGUUCUUAUUUGUAAAAGCGACCACUGCUUUUUGGUGCAAUAACCCCCGCUUCGUUGCCAUCUCAAAACGUCUCUGAGCUGGUUCAUCAUCACAACCUGAGCUGCCACUUCUAUGAAGCGCAGGCACUGAAUCCAGGGGGGAGGUCGAGCCUCCUGUGAUUUCAUUUUUGAGCCUCCAAACGUGCAGGCAGCUUUCUGAAAAUAUGGGCUGGAAAAACACCUCUCUCUGCCUUGGCUUCUCCUGCAGAGAAGAGGGGAGUCGUACCUACCUCAUAGAAGAGUUGUGGUCGAUAAUGUUUGCAAAGUGCUUUUUAAUCCCCUGCUGAAAGGUUCUGUGCAAGUGUGAGUUAUAAUUAUUACGUCAAUGUGUCUCAUAUUUUCCUGCACAAGCCUUCAGCUCGCCGCAGAGAUGUUUUCCCAGUCUUUAUGUGGAUGCCAUUGGGUUUGUAGCUUCCUGGCCUGUUGUAGGCGGCCGUAGCAAGGCACAGAUUUCCAAAAGAGAGAAUUAGAGUCUUUUCAUCAGUUCGGAAAGCCAAACCAAACCCAAAACCACUUCCAAUAAAUCUUUCUAAGAGGAAAAUUGAUGGUACAUCAACAGGGAAGAGAUAGAACUUCAUUAGGGAUGGGUGAAUUGCCUCCGUACAGGUGCCCACCUCCAGACCAGAGGUUCAGCCCCCAGGUCAGCCCAGUCUCUUGGUGAGCCCAUGGACAGCUGAGAAAACACGUGCUCUUCAUCGCGUCAGAUCAUCCGGCUAAAGUAAACCAUGAGGUCAUGCCGACAUCACCGUGUCACCCCACGAUAAUUAAGACAGCCGCCUGGUUCCUCUGCAGCCCCCAGCCCCAGCUUGCGUACAGGUGUGUUGUUAUUAAGCAGCUGGCAUAACAAAUUUGUGCCAGUGCAAAGUAUGAAACGGCUCGGGGCCCGUCCAAAACUAACACAGCCGGGUCUCCAAACCGAGUCCUGGGGGUGCAGUUCUCCCUCCUGGAGAUGCAAACAAAUCAUAAAGGUUAAAAGGCAGGAAUUGAGGCUGUUGCGUUCUGCAAACUUAAAGGAAUCUCUGCGCCUCGUCCCCGGUGAAAAGGAGUUAAUUGGUAGCCAAGGCGAAGGUUUAAAAAUAGAGCUCUUUGCAUAGUUAUUUGGUGAUGUCUCUGUCACAUUGGCCGGUGUUUGCUGCUGUAAAUCCCAGUGCGUUCCCAGCAGGUUGUUAAUGUUGGGUGUUUGCAGGUUUGGAGGUUUUUUUAUGGCAGGGUGGUGAAUGGGGAAAACGGGCUUUGGAAAAAGUGACUUUGGAGGCAUUGGAGUCCAGGUAACGGCCCGAGUUGUGUCCUCAGUCGCAUUGGCACGGUCCCCCUGGAAUUAAGAAGGUGGAUUUGAAACUGGGAAGACAGUUCAUUCAGCCCAAGGCUCAUUAACUUCUGGUGCUGAGGAGAUAUUACCAACACCACAAGUGAAUGGUUCAACAUGAGAUAUUGUACGAGGACCUUCACCAGGAGAGGGGUUUGCUGACACCCUGACAGGUGCUGUUUUGGUGUCUGAGCUCCCCAGAUCUGCCACCUCCAUCCCAUCUUCCUGCGAUGCCAUCACUUCAACUCUCCGUUUCGUUGAGGUCUUUCCCUGCGUUGUUUUAUGUAUUUGCUGCAAGGUGAUGGGCUCUGAAAUGCUCCACAGAGUACGGUGGGUACCAGGAGCUUGGGGAGGAUGCAGGAAGGAGUGAGGAUGCUCAAGAGGUGCUAUGGGCAACAUGGAAAGAAAAGAGGGGAAAAAACUCAGAGCUUUGGCUAAGGCCAGUGAGGGAUUGCGUGGACCUUUUCCCUUGUGACAUGUUAUCUUUGCUUUUAAAAAAAUAAAUGAAAAUGUGCAUUUUGCUUGGCUGAAAUCCUAGAAGGAGCAAGGUCUGGGGGAAGAGGGGAGCUGAGCAGGGCUGUGCUGGUAGCUCCAGGCUGGGGGGUUAAUGGCCCUCCAGUUCCCUGGGGCUACCAAAAGCUGCCUUUGGGCUAGUGCUGGGCUCUGCUGUGGGGGAGGGGGCAGGCUCCCUUCUGUGGGAGGUCCUGGGUAACCUCUGCCUUUAUUCUUUUUCCUUCUUUCCUGUUGCAAAAAGCUCAUCUGGGCCGUUUUUCCUGCCAGCCUUCCUCUGCUCUACAGGAAGGCUGAGCAAAAACUUCCCGGAGGGCAGCCCAUGUUCCACAGCUGCUUUCCAGGGGAUUUCUUCCCUAUUUCUCCAAAACUCUUCUCCCUGUUGGAGCAGGGACGGCGCAGGUUCACCCCCCGGACCUCUCCCAGCCCGCAGCGGCUAUAAAGCUGUCGGCACAGGCGGCCACGUGCUGGAGACGCACUUAAGGGAGGCUGAGCUUCCCUUCUCCCAUUGCUGUGUCUCUCGGCCUCCAUCACCGUCUCCGGCAUGUGCCAGGAGACAAAGCUGGCGCUUCUCCCACCAGCGAAGCGUCAAGGCGUCAGCCAAGACGUCUGGUGGGAAGGAAGAGCCCGUCUGCGGGCGCCGAGGGGAGGAAGAAUCUCUCCACCGACCCUCUCUGCUCCGUUGAGCCUCUGGCCAGUAUCGCGCGGCCAGGAGCGAGCAGCCCGAGGCUCCGUCUGGAUCCCCGUCUCAGCAGCCCCAAUGCAACACAUGUGCCAGAGAUGAGUUUUCCCCUUCCCAACGUGUAGCAUCAUCCUUGCUUUGUGUGUGGGGAAACUGAGGCAGGACGGUCCCAGAGCCCAUGCGCCGUGACCCUUUCGGCUUCCUCAAGGGCUGCCCGACAGCAGAAGGGUUUUAAUGAAAGAAGGAAUUUCCAUCCUGUCAGAAAUCCAAAAAUUUCCCACCGUCGGUCUCUCUCAUCUUUAAAUUUAGAAGUUUGGAAUUUCACCUAAAAAGAAAUAGUCGCAAGAAUAUUUCCCUUUGUCUCUACAAAUAAUUCUGAAUAUGAGAGAGGAAUUAGGGUGCAACACAAGGCACUAAACCUCCCGAAACGCGACGCUUUCAUACUCCUGAAUAGGUGUUUUCAUCAAAUUGAAACAUGCCUGCAAAAUGCUGUCUGGCAAAAUUCUAUUCAGCUGGAAAAACACUGUCUAGCUCACUCUCCCUUCAAGUUAUCUCUCUAGACCUCAUACAAAGUCUUUAUUUAUUCACUCCCAUUUCAGAUGGUCUCUACUUCUCCAUCUCUAGGCGUCCACAAAUCAUGAUUUGCCUCUCUAGCAUCAGGGACUGGCUGAAAAAACCAUAAAGGACUUUCUUUUUAAUUCCAUUUUUGUUCCUUCUGCAGCUUGAUUCACUCUUGGGUAUGUCUGAGCUGCUCAGUGAGUCUCAGAGCUGGAAACGUGUUUUCUUUCUGUUUGACUCUUAAGAGGCUAAUGGAAUUAUUCAGCCCUAGCAUAUGAAAUCAAGCAUAUAUUUGAAUUUAUCAGCUCUGUGAUGGGGAUGUAAAAGGAUGGAGAUAGUCACAUGCAGGGAAUCAGCUCCCUGCCUCCUGUCUGGGGACAAAGGGGUUGUCAUUUGGGACCUUUCUGCUCCUGUCCCUGUCUCCUGUGCUAUUUCUGUUCAUCCUGGUAGCCAGGGAAAGCAGGGGUCAGGAGAAAGCCCUGUCCCUUUCCAGUGUCACCAGACAGCUCGCCAAGGGAUGAAGAGGUAUUUCGGAACAGAACUGGGCGCCUUGGAAGCUCCAGACUGACUUUCUCACGGGAAGAGCAGACUUCAACAGGCUCCAAACAGGCUCGGACCUCCAAACUACCCCCUGCCCGUGCCUGUUUGUGCAUGUGCGAUCUCGGAGAACCUCCCGAGUCGCAAGGGACCCGCAAGGAGCAUCGAGUCCAACUCCUCAUGGCCUCGGGUACCACGGUGAUGGGUGAGAAUAGGGGGAUCAUUAGAGGGGGGUCCAGCGGUGCGCUGAAGGCUGUGAGAUUCCACACUGCGCAUUUUCAAGGCUGAGGAUGCUCGUCCUCCCUCCAGGCACCCUCGAGCAUUGCCCUUCUUGCCUCUGAGACAGGGCAGGUAUCUUCAAGAGGGGUUAUAUUUACCCAGAUGGUGGGAGAACAGGAGCUCAAAGCAGGAGGAGGUGACACAUCAGGGCUGGAGUGAAAAUGCUGCAACCAGCACAAGCUUUCUUUGCUUUUUACACCCAUUUGCAGCGGUUUGCUAUGUUGGCUUCAUGUCGGAUUAAUCCAUGUCUAUCUCUUUUCAAGCUCAUGUUUUGACUGCUGAUGGACGGUGUCUUGCAGAGCCAGCUACACCCCACCGAGCUCCCACCAGAGCUGAUGGCCGUGUCCUUGCUGCCUCCUUACCAAAGGUACCAGCACAUGCACCAACACCUUCCCCUCGGCUUUGGCAGAAAAUCGGUUUGGCCAGAACCACCUCAGAGGUGGGUUGUGCUCCUCCCCGAUGAAUCCUGAACGCUCCAGCAUUUUCUGUGGCUCAGCGGGAUUUGCAGGGCUGAUCCAAUGGGAGUCCCCCAUGUCGAUAAGAGCACAGCAAGGAAGCAAAGAGGUGGGGAAGAUCUGUGAUGUACCCAGGUGAUGCUCGCACAAGACUCAUCUUUACCUGAAACCAUCUCAGCCUCGUCUUACGUGGUGAGAGCACAAAUCCCUCCUCAACGCAUAGCGGACAAUGCUGGUAUGAGGAAGAGAAUGGCAGGAAUUGACAGAAAUGCUGUGAAAUCCUGGACUCGGGAGGUACGAGACACCCCAAGCAGCGCAGAGACCUGCGGGCACGUCUCCAGAGAAAAGAAGUAUUCAAAAUAAACAGUUAAUCCACGGCGAUUCUUCAACUGGGGAAGCCCCGAGGACACCAAACGCUCCGAGAGGUGGCUGCAUGUUUUUGGAAGAGGAGCAAACCCUUUGGUGACCCCCAACAGCACCGGAAUGGGGAGCUGCAGCAGUCAGAGCCAGUCGUCCAGAUGUGCCGGGGAUAGAAGUCAGAUGUGGCUCGAAUAGAUGUGAGGAAUUCAAGCGGGGGAAAACCACACCGGGUGGACGAAGCAGGAAUUGGAGCAGAGAGCCGCUCCGCACCCACGCUGCCUCCUUCUUCUCCUGGUUAUCUACUGAAAACCCCGUCCUUUGAUCAGACUCCCCCCAGACUCAAUGGUAAGUGUCCUGGGGAUCUCAUCAACCUCAGCAACCCAGGUUUUCUUCUUUUGGAGGCCAAGAAAAGCAUCAAGUUGUACUCUUCGGUGGUGCCGUUACCUCCCCACAUGACCAGAUGCAAUGGGAGGUGCCAGCUGCCCGUUCCUCAGCUGCCACGAGGAUAUCUGAGGCUUAUUUCUCCCAGAAUAUGUGAUCACAGCCAUGGCCGAGGACCAGGGAGGAGUUCAGGUCUGCAUCCAGAUGUUCACAGGGUCUGUGGGCGUUUAGAUUCCUUCCGGACCCAACCCCGUCCCCGUUAAACCUCGCGGGAGGUUCCCGGUGAGUGUGCAGUGCUCCUGGCUUGCAAAACACCUCCAGAUUCAACAAAUGCAGCUGCUGUCACCGCUUACCCUGAAACCUGCUGGCACCAGGGAGCCUGUCACCCCCGAACACCACUGUACCCUGUGCAAGGACCUCUUCUUACAUCUGUUCGCCUGUGAACACGCGACAGCAAAUCCCAGCAUCACUGGGGAAUGAACACUGGCAUUUAGGGAGUCAUUUGGCAUGUCACAGGUUUGGCUUUCAGGUGGGACUUCAGGAGCGAUUUCUCCUGGUUCUGGCUGUAAAAAAUGGGGCAUCUCUCUGUCCUUGUUGCCAUCUCUUGCACGCUGAGCUCCUUCAUUACAUCCUGUCAGGUUUUGGUGUUGAAUAUUGCUGCUUAGCAGCUCCUAAAUGCGAGGUGUACUGGACUUGAAGCAAAACACACAAUGUAAAAAAGCACAAGUGAAUGACUUGUAGGUCAUCUUUACAUUCUUGACCUCUCCGUCGUCUCUCCGAGCUGCUAUAUGUUGCCUGGUGCUCCCGGCAGACAAUACCCCAUUGAUCACGCCGAGGAGCUGAUGCCAACGGAGAGGGUCGCGCUGCCACCGGGCCCCGACCCGCCCUUGGAAAUGCCUCGCACAAUGCACAGAUUGUGUACGUCAGCACAUUGUGGCACCCAUACAAUGUCGCUGAUGCUCAGACACACAAAAAGGGUCUUAUGGUAGUGGGGUACAGGCGUUCCUUUCACAGGGCGAUGGACGUCAUUGGUUUGGUCCCUUUUCUUGCUGGAAACAAAAUGCCCUUUAAAAAUAAAGCAAUAAGAGCUGAACUGGCCAUGCUUUCGGUCUCCCCCCUUUUCUGUAGGGUGCCCUGCCCAUGCAGAUAACCCCAAGGAGAGGAGAAUUAGCACUUCAUAUUUCUAAUGUGCAAGUCGGGAGCAAGAACCCAGCCAGCCGGCAGCCAGACCGUGCCGAAAUCCCUCCUGCUAUUCUCCAGCAGCCCCAGUUGGGUUUGGUCCGAGCCCUUUUCUCUGGAGAGUUACCAGCAUUGGCUGCACUGGGAUCACCCCAAAUCUCCCUCCACCCAGAAGAUGCUCUGGGUAAAACCUGCAAGCUUGUAAAAAAAACCCAAACCAGAGCUUGUAAAAGGCUGGGUGAACCACUGUGGAAAGCUCAAAUAACAACAUAGACCAUGAAACAUGGGCAAGGACUCCAAGGACCUGGUCUCCAUCACCCAGCUCAGGGUUGUGCAGAGAUUUCGUUCCGCUCAGCGCUGGGUCGUUGUUUGGUUGCGCUUUAUUUUGAUCAUUAAUACCACAUUAUUUUUAAAGAAGCCUCUUUCCAAACAGGGCCUGGAGAGUCUUCUAGCGAUGUCCCCUCUCCCCUGCCCCUUCUUCCCCGAGUAAAUAUUUUUAGCUCUCAUAAACACAAGCCAUUAAGUGCUCGAGAGUGAAAAGCAAAGCCCUGGGAAGGUACUGCCACAGGGGCGACCCGCGUUCCUCUCAUCCAGAGACGCUUAAAGCACAACCAAAAAUUACACCUUUAUUUUAGCACCUCAAUCCAACCCCGCAGCGGGAGUUUGGGACCCACUAGACGCUCAAUGCAACCCCUGCUUCCCUCCUUCAACCUGGUCUGUCGGUUUAGACAGCAGAAGGGGGAAAAUAAAUAAAGACGUAUAAAUUCUGUGGUUUGAAGCCCCAGCAGAGAUCUUUGAUUCAGCAUCACCCCUCCCCAUCAGCCUUCCUGCUGUCACCGCCCAAAAUCCAUCCCACCCAGUUUUGAUCGCAGAUCUCUGCCGUCUUCACCAAAUUUCCCUAAAAUUGGUGGAAGUCUCACCCUUUUCUUUUUGCCCCUAGUCAAGAUGUUGACAUUUGGGGAAAUCCGAGCAGCCACAGCAUUUCUCUGCACUUUGCUGCCCUGGUUUUAUAGAAAUUACACAAGGGACCAUAAAGGAGAUAAACACGUUGCCCGGGAGGAUUAUUCGGAACAGAUCGGCCCAAAAUGCCGUCCCGUUCCCAGGUCCUGCCGUUCGACCCACGUUGUGCAACGAUGGGAGGGCGGGGGUUGUGCUGAUGAGUGCAAGAUGUCCCCAGGAGCGGGGACAUCCAGAAAAGGCCGGAGGAAGCCACCGAGUGCCAGGAAAAGCUUUUGAUGAGAGAAGAUAUGACAAUGGCUUGGAUGCAAGAGUCCUUUGGAGGAGCAAAGGCCCAAAGGACGUGGCUUUGGGACAGAAAGUGCCUUUUUCUGUAUGGCUGGGGCUGUUUAAUCUGUCCAGCUCCCAUCUGUGUGACUUGGGUUGGCCUCGCAGAGCUGGGCUUAGCAGGGCAAGGUCUAAAGGCACAAGCUGGGGAAGGCACUUAGUGGCACGGCUUAAAUGAAGGGAGAUGAGAGCUGGGCUCACGUCCAAGGUCCCGGGCAAGGCGUAACUCUGUGUUUCCCAAGCUACCCAAACCUCCUGGGUUUGCAGCUUUGCAGCCGCAGGGAUCAGCUUCCCAGCCUGGAUUCCCAGUGGCUGAAACAGAAAGCUUCCCAAAAAGGUCCAAAUCCCAUCUGCCGAGUGGCCCCUUUCUCAGGCUGUUUGUUAUAUUUGGAUUUCCGAAGAAAGCAGGUCGUGUUUCCUUGGCAUUUGUAGGGCUUGUUGGGAUGUGAUUUGCACAAUUUGGGAUAAGGCGCAUCUAUUGUGCUCCCCUAAUCCUUUAGCAGUUGCUGAAAGCUCAAAGUGUCCCAAUUUGUGGUUGCACAUCCAGCGGGUCUCUGUGAGUAUUUCUUUCCCUCCUGCUUCUCUCCCACACCCUCGUUUUCACCUUUUUAGGGGAACAGUGGCAUCCAGGAGGAUUUAUGGACAGGUUUGCUGUCCUGAAACAGGACAACGGGGGAGAGGAGAAGCCAGAUCGCCCUGAGUCAUCACCAAACCGCGCGCAUCCAUUUUCCUGUCAAAUGGGCUUUAAACAAGCCCGAUAUGAGUAAACAUGGAAGCGCAGAUCGCAAACACUCCCGGCUAACCCGUUUAAUCCCAGCAGAUGUUCGUGUUUAGCCGGCAGGGAUGUGCCAAGAGGGUGAAAAGGAAGAGGUUUCAAUCCGCAGCAGGCGAGGAAGGAAAGGCGAAGGAUGCAGGAGGCAGCGCUGCAGCCUGGAGCAUCCCUGAGGAAGGAGCGUGUAGGAAAGAAGCCACAACCCUGAAAUAAUGUUAUCUUAGUGAAUGGUUUCGUUGCGGCUGUCGGCUUCCUCGAGGAGCGCUUCUUAAUCUGGAAAAGAGAGGGAAGUUUUUAAUUAUCGGCUCCCGAGAGUUCAGAGAUGAGAGAUUAGGGGGGAAAAGCACACAAAUCCACUGCUCCGGGAAGCAAAAAUACGGGAUAUCUCAUCGGCGAGAUGUGUAAAUGCCUUAGAAAUAAGUGCUGCAUCCAGAUGUGGGCUCAGGGAGCCCAAACUCGCGACAGAUGUGGGCUGUGAGCAGCUGCCCGUGUUGCUUUAGCAAAGAAAAUCCAGCAGAAGGCAGAGAAAGGAGCAUCUCCCCACCUGUGACAGCCCCGCUCCUCCCUUUCCCUCAUUUUGCCACAUUCUUUGCCUUGUUUUUCACAAUAUUUUGAGCCAACCACAAAUAUUUCUCCUUGGAGAAGCACAAUAUCUUUGUAUAUAUAACAUAAAGCAGCAGUGUUUCCAUAGGCACAACCAGGACCUGGUUGGGAAGAUGUGGCGCCGCAGGACUGUGAGAGUUUCACAGCGUCUCGGGAUGCACCAAAACUGGAUUUAUUUUUCCAUUUAGGAAAAAGAGAAUGAUAUUUUUUUGUACAUCAGGACUUACUUUGUUUUUAGGAGGCACCCACAGAAAUUGAAGAUAAUCUCGGGAAAAGAGGUAAAACAACAGGCUAAAGGCUCAAGAGAGGAGCUUCACCUUAACACCAGCAAACAGCGGCACUGAAACAUCUCAUGGCUACUGUGGAAAGGAUUUAUCCUUCCAAAAUGUGGAUUUGUAAGGAGAAUUUAGGGCCUUUUCCCAGGGCUUGAAUUGCAUCCCCCAUCUGUCCCACCGUGUCCUUUGCUUUAUUGACAUUUUCAGCCCCUACGCUCUGCAACACGAGAUGUUGUUGGGCCUAAGGACUGUAAGGAGGAUCCGUGUUGUCUUUUUGCUUCCCAUUCUCCUCCCUAAAUGCAAGAAAAAAUAAGUUUAAAAGCGAAGGAGCCAAAGAUUUUCUCUUUCAAAAAGACACACAUUUCAAACGGUUUUACACAAAAAAAAAACCUGUGGCGGAAAAGCCAGAAAACCCAGGAUUCAGGUGGGGUAACAGCUGCUUUGCAUUAACAAAUAUCUCUUGAGGUUUCCCUUGUUUUGCUUCUUUCUCCUUGUUUCCUUCUCUCUCCGCUCGCUCCUUUUUCUGCUGCCUUUGGGAUUGAAAAAAAAUCGAAUAAAAAUAAAAGGCAG